Molecule: messenger RNA, 3226 nt
Organism: Colossoma macropomum (tambaqui)
Lineage: Eukaryota; Metazoa; Chordata; Actinopteri; Characiformes; Serrasalmidae
Product: cAMP-dependent protein kinase type II-beta regulatory subunit
Exons: 11
Coding region: 302-1513 (403 amino acids)
Biological process (GO): regulation of protein phosphorylation
Cellular component (GO): cAMP-dependent protein kinase complex
Molecular function (GO): cAMP-dependent protein kinase regulator activity
Source: RefSeq, a predicted model, not a curated record
UCCUGUAGCCAACAGCAAAAAAGAUGCGAGCUGUUGAAAUUUCUGCCAUUUUUAUGCCGCCAAAUUAGGGAACGCUGUCAGUUCGAAUGGAAAUCGGUGCCAUGGAGUUGUGAGAGUGAGAAAUACCCAGCCUGGUUUCUCUGUUGGGUUUUUUUCUUUCUUUCUUUUUUUUGCCGCUGCAUUACUACGAGCUCACCCGACGCAGGUUACCGUUCAUUAGAGCUGACGCUGCCAGCGCGGUUUUGCUCCCCGGUCCUACUGCAGUUUUGCACCCCUUUCCUCCGGAGCCCUGGUAUCAGGAAUGAGUAUAGAAAUCCCCGAGGGGUUGACGGAGCUUUUGCAGAGCUUUACGGUGGAGGUGCUGAGGAAUCAACCCCGGGAUCUGUUGGAGUUCGCCCUGCAGUAUUUCACCCAGCUGAAGGAGAGCGAGAGCAGGGGGGCCGCGUUCGGCAAUGAGCAAAACUCGGCCGUGCGAGCUGGGAAAGCCGUCAACUUCAUCGAGGAGGCCAUGCAGAUUGACUCGGAGAACGAAGAGGACGAGGAUGACGAUGAGGAAUUCGUAGCCCCAGUGAUAAACAGAUUCAUAAGGCGAGCUUCUGUGUGUGCAGAGGCAUUUAACCCAGAUGAGGAUGAAGAGGACAAGGAGCCAAGGGUGACUCACCCAAAAACAGAUGAACAAAGGCAGAGAUUACAAGAGGCCUGCAAAGACAUACUUCUUUUCAAAAAUCUUGAUCAGGAGCAAAUGUCACAAGUAUUGGAUGCCAUGUUUGAGAAGACGGUUGCUGCUGGUGAACACAUCAUCGAUCAAGAUGAUGAUGGAGACAACUUUUAUGUCAUUGAGAGAGGGACUUUUGACAUCCUUAUGAAGUCAGAUGGCACCACCAGAACGGUUGGCUCAUAUGAUAACCGUGGGAGUUUUGGGGAGCUUGCCCUGAUGUAUAACACCCCACGUGCAGCCACCAUUGUUGCUACCUCACCUGGAGCCUUGUGGUGCCUAGACCGGUUGACGUUCAGAAGGAUAAUUGUAAAGAACAAUGCAAAGAAGAGGAAAAUGUAUGAAGCUUUCAUCGAGACCCUUCCAUUGCUAACAUCCCUGGAGGUCUCAGAAAGAAUGAAGGUGGUAGACGUCUUGUCGUCUAAAGUGUACAGUGAUGGAGAGCAAAUUAUCGCACAGGGUGACCUAGCAGACUGUUUCUACAUUGUAGAAUCAGGUGAGGUUAGAAUCACCAUGAAGAGGAACCGGUUGAAAACAGAUUCUGAAGAAGACGAAGUGGACAUCGCCACAUGCACCAGGGGGCAAUACUUUGGAGAAUUGGCUCUUGUCACCAACAAGCCAAGGGCAGCUUCUGCAUAUGCUGUGGAGAAUGUCAAGUGCUUAGUAAUGGAUGUCCAGGCAUUUGAGAGGUUAUUGGGACCCUGCAUGGACAUCAUGAAACGCAACAUCGCUAACUAUGAAGAGCAGUUGGUCACCCUCUUCGGGAGUCACACAGAAAUAGAGGAGCCAAGUGCAUGAGAUUAAAAAAAAAGUAAAAAAAUAUACUAAUUGACAUGCAACAUAAUGAAAAGAUGAAAUAAUGGUGAGUACAGGCCUUUUUACAGGCCGUUGUUCAGAUGCCAUAUGAUCAUAACUUUUUGAAGUUUUUGAGUUAUUGUUUUGCGUUCACAGAAGUGAAGCUCUGGUGUGUCAGUGAUAGUGAUUUUUACAAAUGAUAAGCCAAACAUGUAGGAUAUUCUUAACAGGUUACACAAGGUUUAAAAAAAAGUUUGUUUUUUCAUGAAUACGGUGUUUUGUCAUGCUGGGAAUUUACUAAAUUUAUCCAGUUAUUGGGUAAUGUCAGUUUUCUCCACCUUUGUUAUGUAUUUUGUUCACAUGUAUUUGGGUGGAAUGAGUUUUUAUGGUGACUUUUACUUUCUCUUUUGCAGUCUUUGACAGCAAAAAGUUGCAAUCUGCUGUAAUCAUUUUUCACAUAUUUUGAUUUUUUUUCCUCUGAAUUCUGUUAGGUUUUUACAGUGCACUUGUUAAUGUGUGCAACAUAUCUCAUUCAUUAUAGCUCCAGGUUUUUUUUCUUGAACACUUACUUUAAAAGAAAGAGCAAAUCUCACACACACAUUUUAAAGGGCCCUGUGUGUGAGGGCGGGGUAUGAGGGGGAGACAGGAACCAAGUCCUGGUCAUUUGUAUUAAUAAAAGCAUAAAAGCUAGUGGUAUGACAUUAAGAUAUAAACAUGUAAUGGCUUGAUUACAUGAGACAAAAGGGAAACAGAAGUGUGUGUAUGCUGAUAUUGCACUUUGAUGCUAGCCUCAUAAAAAAAUAAUUGCACAGUUUUAUGCUGAAAAUGAUUACAAUGUACACAGUAUUUUAGAAUUUAGUUUAGAGCUCACUCAUAAAAAAUACAAUUCAUGUAAUUUUUUGUAGUAUUUGAAAUAUAGCUUAUUUAUUUUACCUUUUACCUUUAUGCUUUUGUUCAAAUUUGGCAUUUAUUUAUCAAUCUGAGUGUUUCACAGUAGAAUUAGACGUUUGACGUUUGUGAAAUAGCCUCUCUUUUAGCCAUUCUUUUCUACAAACCAAACUAGAGUGUAUGUUUGCUUUUGGUAAAAUGAAUAAGGAAUAUACAUGAUCAAAUGCACAUUAAUGCAUAUCGCUUUAACUACUCAAAUAUGCUCUUUUGCCCUUAAAAACUUUAAAUUUUGCUUCUGAACUGCAAUAUGCUUCACCACAUUUGGUCCUGUUUUCCAUUCAUGUUUAAACUGUCCCUUUUUCUCUAUUUGUAUUACAAUGUUUUUACUCCACUGGCAAGUUAACCAUUUUAGGAUUUUUUUCUUCCAAUAACAUUGAUGAUAUUAUUUAUUUCUUACCGUCUACCUCCACACACAGACAUCACACCGUUACCCCCCGCGGGAGCCUACAGCCCCCCCCCCUCCAAGUAGCUGGCCUCUACUGAGCGCUUUUAUUGUAGGCUGUUUGUGUAGUUUUAUCAUUUUAUAAAAUUUAGCUUGUACAACUGUUAGAGACUUUCAGUUGCACAUACUGUUGACCUGUGUUUUAUAUAUUUAACAUGUUUAUGUGUCUGAAUCACCACCUCAAAAAGUAGCUCUUUGUGUUGCCAGUGCUCUCUACUUCAUCAAAUUCAGAUUUAAGGUCUACAGACUCUCAAUGCCAGAGCAUCCAGUACUAUUGUCAGUGAUAUUUGACUUUCCAUCAAAAUAAAAUACACUUUUGUAUUACA